Molecule: messenger RNA, 1610 nt
Organism: Mercenaria mercenaria
Lineage: Eukaryota; Metazoa; Mollusca; Bivalvia; Venerida; Veneridae
Exons: 4
Coding region: 89-943 (284 amino acids)
Source: RefSeq, a predicted model, not a curated record
UUUAUACCUUCAUGAUGACGUAAUCAAGUACGAAACGUGUAUGACGUAAUGAAUAGUGUAUCAACAUGAACAACAAUUAAACCGAGAAAUGGCGGCUGAGAUGAGACCAGAGGAAGGACGCAGAAGGGCUAUACUACCUUACAAGACACUAGCGGGUGUAUCUGGGCUGCUCGGGGCCGGUCUUCUAGCAUGUGGUAUUAAAGCAGUGCUGAGCAACAAGGAAUCUCACCACUCCGAGAUGCCAUAUUUUCUUGGAGGAUUCGUUGUCGGAACAUUAGUGUUAAUUACAGCUGCGGUUUGUGGAGUAAUAUCCCUGAAGGCACCAGACGCGAACAGUGAAAUGACUAAAAAGAAAGUAGGAACUAUGAUGCAAGUACAGAAUCUGUUGGCUGUGUUUACCAUAUUUGGCUGCAUUCCUAGCUGUGCUUUCGCCGGGAUGGCGGCUUUCUCUUCCACUGGAUUCUUCAAAGGCGAAAAUGGCGAUGUCAAAACUCUUGCAACAAUUAUUUUAGCCGGAUGCAUUGCAGCAUUCUUUUUGGCAUUUGUCUCUGGUCAUAUUAUAACUAAAUAUAGCUCUUACUUCGGUCUUAUAAUAAAGCAUGACAUCCGCGGAAAUAGAGUAUUUAUAAAUACCGGUGGAACGGCUGUGAUGCCAUUGACAACCGAUUAUUCUUUGUUCCAAGCGGGUCCACACAUGACCGGAGAUCAGUUGCACCAGUUACAGACACAGAACAACCUGCAUCAACAUUAUUUAAUGCAGCAGCAGCAACAACAACAACAGCAACAACCGCUUCGAUAUUCAACUGGUUUAUAUCAGCCGCAACCGCCACCACCGCCGCCACCCCAACAGACGCAGUAUUCGCGGAGUUUGUACCACCAACCUCCGCCGCCGCCGGCGCAAAGAAAUCAAUAUUCAGGUGGUUUUCAUCGCCCGGCAUACUAAUAUAAUACUCCAAGACCCUACCCGCCUCGUUAUGUCGUCAAGUAAAAGAAAAACGAAAUAGCAAAUGUGUUACUCUACAAUAUUAAUAUUAAAUGCGAGUUAUUUGGUGCUGUCACACAAAACAGUGCGCCAUAUAACCUUAUAUAACCAUACAUGUCACAGGGGUGCAGUAUGAAAAAAAAAAAACUGAAUUGAGCGUAACAAUGUAUUCAUGCGCCAUACUUGAGAACAUUCUAGAAAUAGAGCAUAAAUCACUAUCAAUAUACUGAACUCGCUACGUACGUAGUUUUUCUUGUUUUGAUGAUUUCUGUAUGAUUUUAUAUCCACCGUAAAUAUGGCAUGUUGUUUUCAACCGUUAUAACGGACUGUUGUACAUUUUAUGUAUUUGUUAACAGAACCAUGGGCGUUAAUUAUUGGUGCAUUGUGGAAUAUUUAGAGCGAUUGAAGAAAUAUUCCGCACAUGAAUAAGAUAACUAGCAUCCUUUGUAAACCUUUUAUUUGACUAACACGGCAGAAUUAUUAAUUGUGUUUAAGUUUGAUUUAUGUUGUUGUGUUAUUAUAUAUUUUACUGACAUCUUGGGCCCUAUAACAACCAUAAGGUUGUUACUUGAAAUGUAUUCCACAGAAUGAAGGAAAAAAAUAAAUAAAUUAUUCAUAUUUCGGAUAU